This is a messenger RNA of Blepharisma stoltei, 583 nucleotides long. The record is from the annotation of a GenBank genome assembly. NCBI's taxonomy places the organism in Eukaryota, Ciliophora, Heterotrichea, Heterotrichida, Blepharismidae.
AUGGAAGCCAAUCAUCUUGCUUCAAACUAUAAAAAGGGUGUCAUCGAAAUCUCUGCCAGAAGUUCAACCAGGGUCCGAAAACCGACAAAAUUUUUUACUAUGGACCCCUCACAAGAAUUAGACCCGUCCGCCAAUACAAAAGUGAUUUGCAGUUGUGAAAAACCAUCCAAGCAUGAUCCUACGUCAUUUGCUGUUCAAGACAACGCAAAAUUGGGGAAAGUGCUGGAAAGGUCACUCAGGGAGCUCAAAAUUAACACUAAAGAGAAAUACAUUAUUGUUUAUCACUGUAAAGAAACUAAUAGUAAGGCUUAAUUCAGGUUGAAAAAAAGCGAACUUGAACGAGAAAAUUGAAGUCGGAAAAUCUUAUAAGUUAAGGAUAUAUCAAGCGCCAGUUAUUAAGAAACCAAAAAUUCAAAAACCAGAACCAAAGGUAGAGGCUCAAAAUGAGCAAAAGACCCAGCCUCAAGCAAAACCUGCAGCGCAAUUCAAUCAAUUAGCGCAACAGUAUGGCUUUUAUUAUUAUUGGAUGUUCAUGAUGCAGAUGCUUGGGAUGCAAAUGAACUAUAGCAUGAACCAAGCUUAG